Messenger RNA from Parnassius mnemosyne (clouded apollo), 744 nucleotides. NCBI's taxonomy places the organism in Eukaryota, Metazoa, Arthropoda, Insecta, Lepidoptera, Papilionidae. The record is from the annotation of a GenBank genome assembly.
AUGGAAGGCAGCGUGAAAAGGUAUAUACGUAGCGAAUCAGCCAGUUGUGCUCACAUGGUUGAAGAAAGCACGGCGAACAAUAGAAAGAUUACGGAUCCUCAUGAAAAGUUGAAGGCUUUGCUGAACUCGCCCGAGGAGGACACCGACGACACGCUCCCACCUUCGGACGCUCCAAAAUUUGGGACGGUCAUACACAAUAGGAUUUUCGUCGGCGGUUUCUCAUUGACAACAACCGACGAGGACCUCUGGAAGUUUUUCUCCGGUUUCGCGACUGUAACUGCGGCGAGGGUGAUCUAUGACAGAGCUGGUGUGUCCAAAUGCUAUGGGUUCGUGACAUUCGCAAGUCCAAGAGUGGCAAGAUUAAUUGUAAAGCAGAGUGGAGGUGUGAUGUUUUCCCCAUUAGGUCGUCUUCGCGUUGCUCAGGCUGUCAGGAAACAGACGAGCCAGUUACCACUCAUAAGUUCCGAGGCAGCACCGCUUCAGGCGCCUCUGUGCUAUCAAUUACUCUGUGCGCCUCCCUUGGCUCCCUUGCCAGCGUGCGCCCCGUGUGAGCUCCCGCCUCCUCCAUAUGCUUUAUAUGGCCUGCCAUUUGACACUACACCAGCUAUAUACGGACCACCCGCUCAAUAUGCGCUGGUUCCAGCACCAUAUAGUGCGGCUUGUUGUGAGCCAACUUGCUGUGCACCUCUGGACAAGCAGCCGCGCGUACCACCACCUCCACUUCAUCCCGCUUUCAUCUACUGA